GAGAGAUCGCGAGAGAGAGGGAGCACAAGACGGGAGGGAGUGGGUGUCUGGAACUUCACACUGACUUAGACUGUGUUGCACGAUCUGUACUCUAAACUCUGCUCGAUACAACUGGAGGCUCUGAAAACAUACUGUAGCCACCUGGACUCUGCUAGAUACACCUCAACCAGUGUCUGAUUCUUUGAUUUUUCUUUGGAUGCUCUGAGAACCCUCCAGGCACUGUUCUGUAGUCAUGCUGUGUGGUCUAAGGAGGGAUGUGAAAAACAGCUUUGAUGAUGGUCCUUACUCUAAAGGGAACAAGGACUCACAAGGGACAGACAAUUCCCUGACCUCCAGGAGACAGAGUAUCCCAGAAGAUCUGCGGGGUGUGACGAUAGUAGAGCUGAUUAAGAAGGAAGGCAGCACCUUGGGCCUCACCAUCUCCGGAGGAACAGACAAGGACGGAAAGCCCCGCGUCUCCAACCUACGACCAGGAGGACUGGCUGCCAGGAGUGAUCAGCUGAACGUUGGCGACUACAUCAAGUCAGUCAAUGGUAUCAACCUGACCAAGCUGAGACAUGAAGAGAUCAUCAGUCUGUUGAAGAACGUGGGAGAACGAGUGGUGCUGGAAGUAGAGUACGAACUGCCCCCUUCAGCACCAGACAGCACAUCAGGUGUGAUUUCCAAGACAAUGGAGAUAUGUUUGCACAAAGAAGGGACCAGCUUCGGCUUCGUCAUGAGAGGGGGCUCACACGAAGACUGGAACAAAUCACGCCCCCUGGUGGUGACAUACGUCCGGCCGGGAGGCCCUGCAGACAGAGAGGGCACUCUGAAGCCAGGCGACCGUCUGAUGAGUUUGACGGGGUACCUCUCCACAGUGCCCAACCAUGGAGAUGCCCUCACUGUGCUCAACCAGUGUGGUCAGGAGGCCCUUUUCCAGAUUGAGUAUGACGUCUCUAUCAUGGAUAGUGUGAUGAAUGCAUCUGGUCCCCUAUUGGUGGAGAUCGCCAAAUCACCGGGGGCAGCUCUCGGUAUCACCUUGACAACCGCCACCCACAGGAACAAACAGGUCAUCGUCAUCGACAGGAUCAAAGCAGCUAGUGUGGUGGACAGGAGUGGAGCCCUCCAUAUAGGAGACCACAUCCUGUCCAUCGAUGGGACCAGCACGGAGCACUGUUCAGUCCUGGAGGCCACACAGCUAUUAGCCAGCACCUCAGACCAGGCCAAGCUAGAGAUCCUCCCCGCCCACCACAGCAGACUGCCCAGCAAACCCCAGGACACUGUGAAGGUUCAGAAGAGUGACAACCCCCACUCGUGGGACCCCUGUGUGAACUACUGCCCCCCCCAGCACCCCUCCUCUCACUGUAAGACAAACACCUGGACCACCUCCUCCAACCCCUCCAGCACACAGGAAUAUUGCAAAUCCCUAGUAUCGACCAACUUCUCCCCCGGUUCCACCACCACCACCACAUCAGGCCCUGGGUCGACCAGCCAGAUCUCCAGUACCCUGCCCCGUACAGCUGUCCCCAUGAGUCCACGCAACUCCAUGAUGAAGAGACGGCAGAGGAAAAAAGAGCAUAAGAGCUCAUCUGUGUCACUGGCAUCCAGUACAGUGGGUCCUGGUGGUCAGAUCGUCCACACAGAGAGCAGUGAGAUCACCCUGAGAGGAGACCCUCUAAACGGCUUUGGGGUCCAGCUACAGGGAGGCAUCUUUGCUACAGAGACCCUCUCUGCUCCACCGCUCAUACGUUUCAUAGAGCCGGACAGCUCGGCCGAGAGGUGCGGCCUGCUGCAGGUUGGAGACAGACUCCUGUCCAUCAACGGAAUCCCCACGGAGGAUGGAACACUGGAAGAGGCCAAUCAGCUUCUCCGAGACGCCGCUCUGGCCAAUAAGGUCUCUCUUGAAAUAGAGUUUGACGUCGCAGAGUCUGUUGUGCCCAGUAGUGGAACAUUCCAUGUGAAACUGCCUAAGAAGAGAGGGGUGGAGCUGGGCAUCACUAUCAGUGCCAGUAAGAAGUCUGGAGAGCCUCUAAUCAUCUCAGACAUAAAGAAAGGCAGUAUGGCUCACAGGACUGGUACCCUGGAGCCAGGUGACAAGCUGCUGGCCAUAGACAACAUCAGACUGGAGAACUGUUCCAUGGAAGACGCCUGUCAGAUCCUACAACAGGCAGAGGACCUGGUCAAACUCAAGAUCCGCAAGGACGAGGACAACUCAGAUGAACAGGAGACGUCUGGUUCUAUCAUCUAUACGGUGGAGCUGAAGAGAUAUGGAGGCCCCCUGGGCAUAACCAUCUCAGGCACAGAGGAGCCAUUUGACCCGAUCGUUAUCUCUGGCCUCACCAAGAGGGGCCUGGCUGAGAGGACCGGAGCCAUCCAUGUGGGAGAUCGUAUCCUGGCUAUCAACAGUGUCAGUCUGAAGGGAAAGCCGCUCAGCGAGGCCAUUCACCUGCUACAGAUGGCCGGGGAGACGGUCACACUCAAGAUCAAAAAACAGGUUGACAUAGCAGACGAGAAGAAGAAGGAUGGAGAGACGGAGAAUGAUUUGAGUGACACCGAGGACAUAUCAGACAUGACAGACUCUCAGAAGACCAACAAGCUGUCAGAGAUCUACUCCACCACCAUACCCAGUGUGGACUCUGCCAUGGAGUCCUGGGACGGAUCUGGCAUCGACGCCGGCUACGGAAGCCAAGGAACCUACAUCCACCAGGCAGCAGGCAUCGCCCUGCAUCCCCAUGAGUGGAGGAGUGCUAAGCAGAGGAACAGCCCCCCACCCCCGGGCCGCCGCAGUAAGAACUACCCUUUCAGUGACGGGGGCUUCAGUGAAGACGACUGGGACAAACCGUCAGGAUACACCAGCCAGCCUCAUAGUGACGGCAUCAUGCUAGACCACGAGGACAGUUUCUGGUGUCAGGCCCUGGAAGACUUGGAGACCUGUGGACAGUCUGAGCUGCUCAGAGAGAUAGAGGCAUCCAUCAUGACGGGCAGUGCCAUCAGUAUUGGGGUGGAUGGUAACAAGUCCCAUGCCAUCUCCCACCCUGGGGACCCCGUCAGCCAGCCCCGCGUCAGCCCUCUACGGAGGAGCUCCCUCCUGCACCACGAUGCCAAGACCCACCUGCACCAGGAGGUCCACCUCCACCAGGAGGCCCAUCUGCCCCCGGAGGCCCAACUCCUGCACCACGAAGCCAGGACCCAGCUGCAUCACGAGGCCAAGGCCAAGAACACACUCCGGGUGUCUGAGAAGACCUGGGAGUCCCGCAGAAUCAAGGAGGAGAUGCAGGAGAUCUUGUCCCCGACCCCUCUUGAGCUACACAAGGUGACGGUGAUGAAGGAUCCAGAGAGCGAUGACUUCGGCUUCAGCGUCUCCGACGGGUUCCUAGAGAAAGGUGUUUAUGUCAACAUGAUCCGUCCCGAGGGCCCGGCUGACCGUGCAGGCUUGAAACCAUAUGACAGGAUCCUACAGGUGAACCACGUGCGUACCAGAGACUUUGACUGCUGCCUGGCUGUCCCCCUGAUCACCGAGGCUGGGGACAAGCUGGAGCUGGUGAUCAGCAGGAACCCUCUGGCCCAGCAACUGCACCAUGAACCGGACUGUCUGGACCAGGACCAAGGCCUUCUCAUCUCUGCACUGCAGUCCAACAGUAGGGAGCACCACCACUAUACCACUACAACCCGAGCCAUGGACCUGUGAUUUGCAGACACGCAGUACAGACACACGGAACCACAGACCAGGACUAAGGACUACUGAUUUCUGCACUGCAGUCCAACAGCAGAGACCACCACUACAACCCGAGCCAUGGAUUCUGUGAUCACAGACACAGACUACAGUCACACCAAGCCACAGACCACGACCAUGGAACUGUAUCUGAAUUUACAACCGCACACAAAACCAUGUGUUUACAGACACACCAAUGACCUGUGACUUUACCGCCUACAGACACACCAAUGACCUGUGACUUUACCGUCUGCAGACACACCAAUGACCUGUGACUUUACAGCCUACAGACACACCAAUGACCUGUGACUUUACAGCCUACAGACACACCAAUGACCUGUGACUUUACAGCCUACAGACACACCAAUGACCUGUGACUUUACAGCCUACAGACACACCAAUGACCUGUGACUUUACAGCAUACAGACACACCAAUGACCUGUGACUUUACAGCCUACAGACACACCAAUGACCUGUGACUUUACAGCAUACAGACACACCAAUGACCUGUGACUUUACAGCCUACAGACACACCAAUGACCUGUGACUUUACAGCCUACAGACACACCAAUGACCUGUGACUUUACAGCCUACAGACACACCAAUGACCUGUGACUUUACAGCCUACAGACACACCAAUGACCUGUGACUUUACAGCCUACAGACACACCAAUGACCUGUGACUACAGACCUGUACCUACAGACCUGUAACUACAGACCUGUAACUACAGACCCGUAACUACAGACCUAUAACUACAGACCGGUAAUUACAGACCUGUAACUGCAGACCGGUAACUACAUACCUAUAACUACAGACCGAUAAUUACAGACCUAUAACUACAGACCUGUAACUACAGACCAGUAACUACAGACCGGUAUUUACAGACCGGUAUUUACAGACCGGUAAUUACAGACCGGUAAUUACAGACCUAUAACUACAGACCUAUAACUACAGACCUGUAACUACAGACCGGUAACUACAGACCUGUAACUACAGACCUAUAACUACAGACCGGUAACUACAGACCUAUAACUACAGACCGGUAAUUACAGACCUGUAACUACAGACCGGUAACUACAGACCUAUAACUACAGACCGGUAAUUACAUACCUAUAACUACAGACCUGUAACUACAGACCUGUAACUACAGACCGGUAUUUACAGACCUAUAACUACAGACGUAUAACUACAGACCUGUAACUACAGACCGGUAACUACAGACCUAUAACUACAGACCUAUAACUACAGACCUAUAACUACAGACCGGUAAUUACAGACCUGUAACUACAGACCUAUAACUACAGACACAUAACUACAGACCUGUAACUACAGACCGGUAACUACAGACCGGUAACUACAGACCGGUAACUACAGACAUAUAACUAUAGACACACAGAGACAGAACAACAGACCAGCAUCACAGACCUGUAAUUACAAACACACUGAACCACAGACCAGCAUCACAGACCUGUAAUUACAAACACACUGAACCACAGACCAGCAUCACAUACCUGUAAUUACAAACACACUGAACCACAGACCAGCAUCACAGACCUGUAAUUACAAACACACUGAACCACAGACCAGCAUCACAUACCUGUAAUUACAAACACACUGAACCACAGACCAGCAUCACAGACCUGUAAUUACAAACACACUGAACCACAGACCAGCAUCACAGACCUGUAAUUACAAACACACUGAACCACAGACCAGCAUCACAGACCUGUAAUUACAAACACACUGAACCACAGACCAGCAUCACAGACCUGUAAUUACAAACACACUGAACCACAGACCAGCAUCACAGGCCUGUAAUUACAAACACACUGAACCACAGACCAGCAUCACAGACCUGUAAUUACAAACACACUGAACCACAGACCAGCAUCACAGACCUGUAAUUACAAACACACUGAACCACAGACCAGCAUCACAGACCUGUAAUUACAAACACACUGAACCACAGACCAGCAUCACAGACCUGUAAUUACAAACACACUGAACCACAGACCAGCAUCACAGACCUGUAAUUACAAACACACUGAACCACAGACCAGCAUCACAGACCUGUAAUUACAAACACACUGAACCACAGACCAGCAUCACAGACCUGUAAUUACAAACACACUGAACCACAGACCAGCAUCACAGACCUGUAAUUACAAACACACUGAACCACAGACCAGCAUCACAGACCUGUAAUUACAAACACACUGAACCACAGACCAGCAUCACAGACCUGUAAUUACAAACACACUGAACCACAGACCAGCAUCACAGACCUGUAAUUACAAACACACUGAACCACAGACCAGCAUCACAGACCUGUAAUUACAAACACACUGAACCACAGACCAGCAUCACAGACCUGUAAUUACAAACACACUGAACCACAGACCAGCAUCACAGACCUGUAAUUACAAACACACUGAACCACAGACCAGCAUCACAGACCUGUAAUUACAAACACACUGAACCACAGACCAGCAUCACAGACCUGUAAUUACAAACACACUGAACCACAGACCAGCAUCACAGACCUGUAAUUACAAACACACUGAACCACAGACCAGCAUCACAGACCUGUAAUUACAAACACACUGAACCACAGACCAGCAUCACAGACCUGUAAUUACAAACACACUGAACCACAGACCAGCAUCACAGACCUGUAAUUACAAACACACUGAACCACAGACCAGCAUCACAGACCUGUAAUUACAAACACACUGAACCACAGACCAGCAUCACAGACCUGUAAUUACAAACACACUGAACCACAGACCAGCAUCACAGACCUGUAAUUACAAACACACUGAACCACAGACCAGCAUCACAGACCUGU
Molecule: messenger RNA, 6540 nt
Organism: Oncorhynchus kisutch (coho salmon)
Lineage: Eukaryota; Metazoa; Chordata; Actinopteri; Salmoniformes; Salmonidae
Gene: grip2b
Product: glutamate receptor interacting protein 2b
Biological process (GO): neurotransmitter receptor transport, endosome to postsynaptic membrane
Molecular function (GO): protein binding
Source: RefSeq, a predicted model, not a curated record